Cryphonectria parasitica EP155 is the source of this 955-nucleotide messenger RNA. Its product is annotated as alpha-helical ferredoxin. Gene Ontology annotation, cellular component: mitochondrial membrane. Lineage: Eukaryota; Fungi; Ascomycota; Sordariomycetes; Diaporthales; Cryphonectriaceae. The record is from RefSeq and is a predicted model, not a curated record. The transcript has 3 exons. Bases 5 to 499 code for a protein of 164 amino acids. Gene Ontology annotation, molecular function: oxidoreductase activity; iron-sulfur cluster binding. Gene Ontology annotation, biological process: respiratory electron transport chain; aerobic respiration; tricarboxylic acid cycle.
CGGCAUGAACACGUUGGCUUGCUUGUGCCGCAUCCCUACCGAGGAGACCAAGGAGAUGAAGAUCUACCCCCUGCCACACACCUACGUCGUCAAGGACCUGGUGCCAGACUUGACGCACUUCUACAAGCAGUACAAGUCGAUCAAACCUUACCUGCAGAGGGAUACUCCUGCUCCUGAUGGUAGGGAGUACCGCCAGACCAAGGCAGACCGGAGAAAGCUGGACGGUCUCUACGAGUGCAUUCUCUGCGCCUGCUGCUCAACAUCGUGCCCCUCAUACUGGUGGAACUCGGAGGAGUACCUCGGACCCGCCAUCCUGCUCCAGUCCUACAGGUGGCUUAUCGACUCCCGUGACGAGAGGAAGGCUGAGCGCAAGGAUGCUCUCGACAACUCCAUGAGCCUGUACCGCUGCCACACUAUUCUGAACUGCACAAGAACUUGCCCCAAGGGCCUGAACCCCGGUCUCGCCAUCGCAGAGAUCAAGAAGGAGAUGGCCCUGUAAGGUGGGCGUCGCGGCAAGAAAAGAGGGGAAGAGGGAUGGCGGUGGAGCAACGACCUUUCUUUUGUCGGCAGAAGCGAUAUGAAGACAGAAUACAACUGUACUUUGGGUUGGUCGUAUGCCUUCGUGCAUGGGUUUCGGAGUUCACCUUGUUAUAGUACGGAUGAAUUGAUGUUCAAGUUUACACAUUCGUAUCUCGUUGUAAUUACCGGGUGUGAGUGAUGAGAGAGGUUCUGUGUCAAUACUUGGUUGGGGGUCAUGUGCCACCGCUUUAUGUUCCAUCCUGCACCUGACAGAUACCACCAUGAUGGAGGUCAGCAGGCUCACGAUAAUGUCGCGGAUAAUUGUACAAUUACGAUCUUUUUCUUUUACAUCCGCUUCAUCACAGGCUUUCCCAAGGGACUUCACUUGUGAUAGGCCAGCACUCGCAACGGUGCUCUCCAGGAAGCAAGUUUUCUC